AUGGGACAAGAAGAAAGCUACUUCUAUGGUUGGCCACCGGUAGGAGCUCCAUUGAAUGUACAAAGAGAGGACCACUGGAGACAUUUUGACAACUCUGUCAAUGCGGUGUCAUUUGGUUUUGUUGCUACUGCCAUUCUCAUCUCCAUGUUCUUAGUCAUGGCUAUCUUUGAACGCUUUCUUAGACCCAACUCUUCCCCUAGUGGCCGUAACCAUGUUGACCUUGAAUCUCAGCUUAAUUUCAAUGGCAAGCUCAGCCACCCAUCACCAAAAAUGACGAUAUACACCAGUGGAGUUUCAGUAUUAAUGCCUGGGGAUGAGAUUCCUACCUUCAUUGCACAUCCAGCUCCUGUUCCCCGUCUCCCUGAAAGCCCUUCAUUGCCUCAGCAUGAACACAACUCAUCAGCCAAUCCUUACUCAAACUCCGGGUAAACAUUAAUGCAACUUCAGUAGGAGAAAACUUAAAUUUAGAAAUCCCACCGCACAUGCUACAUCAAACAAUGAUCAUGAAUUCAUGAUGACUCUCCAGCAGGAGGUUUUCUCUGUCUAUGAACAAGCAAGACCGUCUAGUCUGGAUCAGAGUUACCCCUAUUUCGCUUCUCAGCCAUAAGAUCCUUAUAUUCUGUACAUAGCACAGUUUUUGGUGGGCUGGCAAGCUUUGUCAAAUACAUAAAUUACCUUGCUGUCAAUUUCCUCCGAUGCAUGUUUAAAAUUUCUUGAACUAGUGACUUGGAUCCUGAAGCUGGUUUUGAUAAUGGAUCAUUUUACAUGUAAAAAUUUGAGAUAUGGAAAGAAGUAUCAAGCGCAACUUGUUACAGAUGGGAUGAAAAUUAAUAAUAUAAAACAAUGAAUUUGAACUUCCAUUUCCAUUACACCUUGUUCCGCCAAAUUUUGUUGUUGAAAAUGAGAUUGUGAUGAUCCAUUUAGGACGGGUUCUGGCAAAGGAAUUUCACAUCCAUGGACUGUUUCUAUGAAAACAGGAAUUCACAAAAGGUUUGAUGCUUGAACUAUCCGAUGAGUUUGCUUUGUUGAGAGUUGACAAUAAGGAGCGGCACUUGUGCCCAACUAUAUGUCAGUUAUCCGAUUGUGAACCCUAUCAGUUUCUUGCAUUUUUCCUAAUCAGAGUCUCUUUCUUUUUACAAGAGACAAGGUCACUGGCUUUUUCUUGUUCUGAGUCCAUUUCCAUGUUUCAUUACGA
Molecule: messenger RNA, 1195 nt
Organism: Durio zibethinus
Lineage: Eukaryota; Viridiplantae; Streptophyta; Magnoliopsida; Malvales; Malvaceae
Source: RefSeq, a predicted model, not a curated record